UACCAAAAACAACAUAAGUGUAAUGUGUCUCCAUUUCAUUACUGAGUGAAUAACAAUUUCUCAGGGUAUAUGGUCAUAUAAUUCUUCAGUAAACGAAGAAAAGGAAGAAGCUGUUUGCGGCAUAGUUGGUGGCGGUACCUAAACAAUCGGUCCUUGCUGUACAAGACUCGUGUUAAUAAGAUGCUAUUCUAUUCGUUCUUCAAAUCCCUCGUGGGAAAGGAUGUUAUCGUCGAGUUGAAAAAUGAUCUAAGCAUCUGCGGCACACUGCAUUCGGUCGACCAGUAUCUCAAUAUCAAAUUAACCGACAUCAGCGUGACCGACCCGGAGAAGUACCCUCAUAUGCUAUCGGUCAAGAAUUGCUUCAUUCGAGGGUCGGUCGUGAGAUACGUGCAGCUUCCGGGCGAUGAGGUGGACACGCAGUUGCUACAAGAUGCUGCUCGGAAAGAGGCGGUAACCAGUGUGCGAUAA
Molecule: messenger RNA, 468 nt
Organism: Anopheles nili
Lineage: Eukaryota; Metazoa; Arthropoda; Insecta; Diptera; Culicidae
Product: U6 snRNA-associated Sm-like protein LSm2
Exons: 3
Coding region: 181-468 (95 amino acids)
Biological process (GO): mRNA splicing, via spliceosome
Cellular component (GO): P-body; U6 snRNP; catalytic step 2 spliceosome
Molecular function (GO): RNA binding
Source: RefSeq, a predicted model, not a curated record